CUUAACCUAUCAAAAUGAUGUCCUACAUCGCACUCGCCGCGUGCAUUGGACUCGCAAUGGCUGCCAACGUGGACCACGACGUGAAAAGUGCAGUGAAUGAGGUCACCACUACAAAGGACGGAGACACAUAUUGCCCGGUACCAUUGGUCGGAACCAAAUGCGGAACCUCUAGCAUCUUCCACUACUGGAAAUGCUGUGGAGAACUCAACAAGGAAUGCUGCUUUAACCUCCAGACAUGGGUCUGGGUAACCCUCGCCUUGUUCGGAGUCAUCUUCAUCGCCUCCUUCGUCAUCUCCCUUGUCCGUUGCAUCUGCUGCCGCAAGUAGAAAAAUCGAUAUGUACACCUCCAACCAAUUUAGUUUUAAUUUCCCGAUACUCGAUUUAUUCCCAUUUUAAGCUCCGCCCACAUUUUUUAAAAUUAUAUACUUUGGCUCAAUUUUUUUUUUGUUUUAUAUUUUUAGAAUCGAUUUUUCAAAAUCUUUCGCCCCCCUUCCGUUUCGCAUAAUUCCCUCGGUCACAAAAUAUUGCAUUUAUAUAAAAUUUGCUAACAAAAAGCUUUCCAAACAUGUACUUUUUCCACAAUACCUUUUAUCGAAUUUUCUGUAUUAAUUGCUAUUUUUUUAUGAAAUAAAAUUCUGAAAAUACA
Messenger RNA from Caenorhabditis elegans, 646 nucleotides. It is a transcript of the gene sup-1, whose product is annotated as Protein SUP-1. Gene Ontology annotation, cellular component: plasma membrane; perikaryon; synapse. The record is from RefSeq and is marked reviewed. Bases 15 to 326 code for a protein of 103 amino acids. The transcript is spliced from 3 exons. NCBI's taxonomy places the organism in Eukaryota, Metazoa, Nematoda, Chromadorea, Rhabditida, Rhabditidae.